AUGAAAGAAGGGUCUAGCAGCAAAGGGAGGAAAAAGUGCCUAGCAAUAACAUUUAUUGUAGUGAUUACAAUUGUAUUGCUAGUGGUGAUCUUAGCACUAGUGUUCAGACCAAGGCAGCCUAUUAGCACUGUGGAUUCCGUAAGCAUUAAGGACAUGGACAUGAGCAUGGAUUUGUUUGCAGCAAGGUUAAAUUUGAAUUUGACAUUGCAAGUGGAUGUGUCAGUGGAGAACCCAAAUAAAUUUGGAUUCAAGUUCUAUGAUGGUAAUGCCUUACUCAACUAUAGAGGGCAAUUGAUUGGGGAUGCCAUUAUUCCCAAUGAAGAGAUAUUAGCUGAGGAGACUAAGAGAAUGAACUUGACACUCACUCUUAUGGCUGAUCAUUUGUUCUCCAAUCCUCAAGCUUUAAAUGAUGUUUCAUCGGGUGCAUUGCCCCUCAACACUUUGAUAAGAAUUUCUGGCCAAGUCGACAUGUUAGGCUUUAUCAUAUUCCAUGUGGGUUCUACCUCAUCUUGUGAUUUCACCCUCUAUCUUUCCAAUAAAACAAUUGUGAACAUUAAGUGCCAAUACAAGACUAAGAUUGGGCGUUGA
Messenger RNA from Abrus precatorius (Indian licorice), 588 nucleotides. RefSeq lists its product as uncharacterized. The transcript has a single exon. The record is from RefSeq and is a predicted model, not a curated record. NCBI's taxonomy places the organism in Eukaryota, Viridiplantae, Streptophyta, Magnoliopsida, Fabales, Fabaceae. Bases 1 to 588 code for a protein of 195 amino acids.